GCCUUUAUUUUUUUCUUCCCCUGGACUCUGCCUCUGUCCAGUCUGCUGACCGAAGAUCUGCGUGCAGCAUUUUGUUUCUCCACUUACCCUUCCUACUCAACCCAGAACUUUUGGCCAGAAUGGAACAACUCUAAUAAGGUUAUAAUGGCCUAUGCAACUGAAAUAUGAGUCUGUUGUAACCUGUGUCGCUUUUACGCGCAAAGAUGAGUUCGGAGAAGCCAAACUUUCUGUCACAGCCCGUGGUGAAGAACGUUUUUAUGUUCCGUAAUGGUGACGCGUACUACGAGGCUCGCCGAAUAGUGGUAAACCAAAAGAGGGUGUGCAACUUUGAAACUUUGCUAAGAGAGGUGACGGGGGGGAUACAAGCCCCGUUUGGAGCGGUAAGAAACAUUUACACACCGAGAGGAGGUCACAAAGUUGACAGCCUGGAGAACCUGAAGAGCGGGGAGCAGUACGUCGCUGCUGGAAGGGAAAAAUUCAAAAAGCUAGAUUAUCUACAGAUUGGCUCCAGGAAGAAGAAAAUGAUGCGGACCCUUCCAAUGCAGGCAAAACCAUUUCCACCAAAUAGAAUCAUUGUGUCAGCUCGAUUUCUGAAACCCAUCAAGGAGCCAUGCACUAUAUUUGUGGUAGCAAAUGGUGAUAUGUUGAACUCUGCAGUGAGGCUGUUGGUCCACCAGAGGAUGCUGGGCCAGUUUGACAAGGUACUAGAAAUGAUUACAGAGAAGAUGGGAUUAAGAGUCCUCGGGGGUGUGAGAAGUCUCUACACCUUUGAAGGCCAGCAGGUCACUGAGGGGAAUCAGCUGGAAAGCGGUCAGCUUUAUGUGGCUGUGGGAAGAGAAAAGUUUAAGAAACUUCAAUACAGUGAUCUGCUCUUCAGCAAACCCAGAGGGACAAGGAGAGUCAAAGGAAUGAAAGCUUAUUCUCUGCCCCCACUCUACAGAUUCUCAAAACAGAGUGAAAAUAGUAAAUCCACGGUCCAGGGAAGUGAUAGUGGAGAUGGAGAGUCUCUCAAGGCCUCUCCUCCAAGCCACAACAAAGAACACCUGUCCUCUAUUGUUAGAGAGCUUUCUCAGGCCAAACUACUUUCCCUAAAGAAGAGGAAGAGUGGACAGAGCCUGACCCCUGGCGCAUCUGACAAUGAUGAACUGGAAUUCAAGUUUGAUGAAGGAAAUGCUGAUUGCCAAACACUACAGGACAAUGGAGCUGAGAAACUUGAUGCUACUGAUACAAAUGCUGCAGAGGAGAACAUUGAAAACCCAGAAGAAAAAAAGGAGGCUGCCUCUGAAAAUGGCAGAGAAGAUGCUUCACCUAGCAAUGAAAUCAAGGACAACCAGGAGACAACCGUUGAAAAAGAGGGAGGAGGAGAAAAAAUGGAAAUUGGUGGACAAAAAGCUGGAAAAGAGAAAGAAGAAGAAAUAAUGGCAAUGGGGAAAGUGGAGGAGGUAAAAGAAGGAAAAAAGGAGGAGGCCACAGAAGAGAAUGAGGACGUGUUUAAGAGUGAAGAGCAGGAAUCUAGCAGUGAUAAGACCCUGGACAGUAAAGAGAUUGAGGAUGGAAGCCAUACGUCUUCUCAGAUUGAAAAGGGGCAAAUUGUAGAAGGAGAGAUAAAAGAUAAAGACCGUGGUGAGGUGGAAAAAAGCACUGCAGCUCACGCUAAUGAUGUAGACACAGCGGAGGAACAGAGAGAGACAGAAAACAGCAAUGAUCCAGGGAAGACUCAGUCAGAUAACGAGACAAAAGAGAAUGAUAAUGGUAGAAGUAGCAGAGGCAGCGGGAAUCAAGAAGAAGAUGCGAGUGAAACAAAAGAGGGAGCUACCAAAGAGUCAGGUGAAGAAGAGGAGAGCAAGGUGAAUGGAGAGGUCAGUGGAGACGAUAAUGAGGUAGAAGGUGAAGCAGAGCAAGACAAAAGUGAAAAAGAGGAAUAGGAAAGAGAACAUAAAGGUUUUCAGAUAAGCAAUACUGAAAAUAUUAAGUUACAAAAUCUAUAUAUAAUGAAGGUCGCAGAAGAAAUUUAUAGAAAGCAAAGCAAGACUACAGUGCAGUCUGAGAAGGUUUUUUUUCUUUUUUCUCCUAGAUAGUGUUGUAGAAGCUGCACCUAAAUAAAAGCACUUCUGUAAUGCUGAGCAUGUAACUUGAAUCUUUAAAUGGCUCUCUGCUAAAGUACAAAAACACCAUAUAUUUCAGAUGUCUGAAACAGAAUAUAGAGUAAUAUGUUCUUAUUUUGCAGUAAAAUGUUGUUACCUAAUCGGUUGCUUUAUUGUUUCAUUAUACACGGUCUGUGAGUGAUGCUGAGAAAUGAAAAUACAUGUACCAUUUGAAAUUUAAUGCUUGAAUACAGAAUUCUGCUUAUUUUUAAGAGGAAUGAGUAUGACUUCCAUGGCAACUCAUACAAACUUUUCAAGCAGAUAUAAUAAGGUAUGUGUAAUAUUGCAUGGUUUUGCAUGGUAAGGUAAAUUAUAUAAUAAAAUUUAAAAUAGGAGAAACUACACAAUGGCUCUGAGCUUCUUCCCAGAUGAGUGUUUUUCAGCACCAUCCAAAACCAUGAGCAACACAGCAAGUCAGUCAAUGUGUUUGAUAACAGUGGUGUUCCAGCCCUUCAAUAUAGUUCCAGACACUUACAGAAUCAUUACCGGUUAAGGCACAUUGAUUCAACAAGUGCAAGUGGUGAGCCAGAACCCUACUGUUACACUUAACGUUGGUUUCUGUCACUGAUCUGUAGUUUCAAAGUCUAUUUUUUUA
This is a messenger RNA of Archocentrus centrarchus (flier cichlid), 2739 nucleotides long. RefSeq names its product doublecortin domain-containing protein 2. The transcript has 9 exons. Bases 204 to 1925 code for a protein of 573 amino acids. Gene Ontology annotation, cellular component: axoneme; microtubule organizing center; kinocilium. The record is from RefSeq and is a predicted model, not a curated record. NCBI's taxonomy places the organism in Eukaryota, Metazoa, Chordata, Actinopteri, Cichliformes, Cichlidae. Gene Ontology annotation, biological process: neuron migration; intracellular signal transduction; regulation of cilium assembly.